AUGGUGUUCCAGCUGGAAGCAAGUCCCUGCAAGAGAGCGGAUCUACCAAUUUCGAAGGAUGACGUGUUAAAGGUGGCCCAAGCGAUGGCCAGUAAUGUGGAAAAAGAGUGGAAAAAGGGCAAGUUGUACAAGUUUAAGAAUGCUAAUGGGCAAGAGUUUCAAGUGCAAACGUACUCAAAGAGUCACGGAUCUGAGUACUGGUUGAGUAGAAGAUCGAAACACAAGGUUGAUAAGGCAACUUAUGAAAGAAUAGUAUACUAUCUGAAUGGUAGUGAGCGGGCAAAGGACGGUCAGUGGGAAUUGAAAGAUAGAUCAAAGAGAUCUAGACUGGAGAAAGAGUACAUCGAAGUGUUGAGUGAUUACGAAGUACUAGAAAUAACUGAAUCCGGCUGGGUGCUUGUUAAUCUAGAAUACGACCUGGGGAAACCAUUGUCGAUUAGAGAUUUCAACGAAUGGGUAUAUCCAAUCGAACCCUUCACAGACUCCACCACGGGUAUUGAGACUUCAAUGGUUGUCUCGUUAAAUGCAGACAUACCGAUGAAACAGAGCUCUAUGGAAAAAAACCACACACCGGCAUACUAUACCAGUGUAGAGCGACUAUGUUACGAUUAUACGACAGAAGAGCUGGAAUGGUUAAUGUGUACCACUAGCGAUGCCGGAGGAAAUGUACCCAAGUGGAUUCAAAACGCAACGAUAGCCAAGACUGUUGCCAAGGAUGUACCAUAUCUCUUUGAAUUUCUGUCUAAAAAAUAA
Molecule: messenger RNA, 753 nt
Organism: Torulaspora delbrueckii
Lineage: Eukaryota; Fungi; Ascomycota; Saccharomycetes; Saccharomycetales; Saccharomycetaceae
Exons: 1
Coding region: 1-753 (250 amino acids)
Source: RefSeq, a predicted model, not a curated record